Molecule: messenger RNA, 379 nt
Organism: Gossypium arboreum
Lineage: Eukaryota; Viridiplantae; Streptophyta; Magnoliopsida; Malvales; Malvaceae
Product: transcription factor ILI4-like
Exons: 2
Coding region: 34-276 (80 amino acids)
Source: RefSeq, a predicted model, not a curated record
GUCAUCAACACUUAGUCCCUUCCUCUUACAACAAUGUCUAGCAAUAGAUCAAGUGGUAGAAGCCAUGAGAAUGAAGAUUUUAGCCUUAAACUUCAAGAGCUAUUAUCAACUAACAUGAAGAAGAAGACUAAGCUUUUGGAUGAGAUUUGCAGUCAUAUUCAGAGGCUUAAUGGAGAGGUUGAUGAUUUAAGUAUUCGACUAUCAGAGUUAAUGGCUUCUUUAGACAACAAUGGUAGCAUCAAUGCAGACAUCCUCAGACAACUUCUACAACAAUAGUUACGUACAAAUUUUUGUUCUUUAAUUUACUCAACUAAUGCUUCAACUCCAUGCAAUAAGAUAAAUGAAUACAGCUCAGUUUUCUGUCCUUGUUCUUUUACAA